Messenger RNA from Teleopsis dalmanni, 2144 nucleotides. Its product is annotated as MIT domain-containing protein 1-like. The transcript has 2 exons. The coding region runs from base 111 to 1058 and encodes 315 amino acids. NCBI's taxonomy places the organism in Eukaryota, Metazoa, Arthropoda, Insecta, Diptera, Diopsidae. The record is from RefSeq and is a predicted model, not a curated record.
UAUCAACAAUUUCCGUUUCAUUUCUUUGUUUGUAAUUUUUUGGCAAAAUUAUUCCAUAAAAAUUUUUCAAAAUUUCAGUCCAUCCACCGUAUUAAAUUUAUCAAUAGAAAAUGUCUAUAUUGGGUAGUGAAACAAAAAUUACAAGAAAUUCACAGUUAAAAGAAGUUCUUUCGCAAAUCAAAGAUCUCUUUCGCAAAGGAUUAAAUCGUCAAUUUAGUGGUUGUGUUUUGGAAGCCUACGAUCUCUAUAAACAAGCAACAGAGAAGUUACGUGCCAUUCUUGAUGAUAAAAGACAUCCACUCAAAGGUGAAUUACUUAAGAGGUGGACUUUUCAUUUGAAACACUUUGAGGGAUAUAUGGAAAAUCUGAGUGAUCAAUUGCAUGGGCAUAUUACACAAAGUAAAAUGGUUGAUCAAAUUUUUAUAAAAGAGGAUGAAGUCGGGUAUAGUUAUCAAAACUUAUUUGGUCGUUAUUUAACUGGUGCUGUCAAAGAUAUUCUUAUCUUUGAACCAGAACUUAGUAAGGGUUGUCAUAUAAAAAAUUUGAUUAAUUUCUUCGAGAUGAUAUUGAAAAAUUGCGCAAAUGUUAGUUGCAUUCGCUUGGUUACAAAUAAAAAUGGCGAACUACCAACAACACAAUUAAAUAUAUUGAACCAAGUUUGCUUGGACAUGGAGAGGAAAAAUAUUGAUUUCAGUUAUCGUUUCGAAGAUAAUUUGAAAGACGCCAAAAUCUUGCUAAGUAAUGGAUAUUUAAUAAACACCGGCCAUGGUCUGCAUAUUUAUCAACCUGACUAUGCUCAGUAUUCUCCUGGUUUGUGCGAUUUCGAUUUUCGUAAGUGUUUCAAAUCGAUGAUUAGCAUUUGGAAAUGUAGGCCAUUUGCUGACGGUAGCUACUUGUCAAUUAAAGAAUUGGAACCAAGUACAAGAAAGAAACCAUUAACUAUUGAAAAUAUCUCAAAAUACAAUGAAUACAAAAAUAUGACUGCUGCUGCGGAGUUAAAAAAGAAGACUGCAGUCUCUGAGCUAUCAAUAAAGCAGGGAUCUAGAAGUAAAAUUUAGUUGAUCCUGACCAAUCGAUAACGAUGUCACUGAUUUAAAGUGCUGGAAAAUACGAUGUUUGUAUUUGGAUCUUAAUGCAAUCCCAUGGGCUUACUUCUAAAUGCUUGCAGUGUAUAAAAUAUGUAUUCGGGAUAACACAUUUCGGUACUACUGCUUGUAAGCAUUGAACAAUUGUAUAUGAACUUUUGGAUUUUAAAGCACUCGAUCUUGUCUGAUUCGAUACUUUUGCAAUAUGUAGAAAACCGGUUUCAGAACCUGAAACGUAAUAUUAGUACUGGAGAGGUUUUUUUACUGGCACUACAUGUUUGCAAAAGUAAAUAAUCGGAUUGAUUUUGGGUUCUGUAAAAUUCAUCUUAGUACUGAUGGUGUAAAAUUCUGAAAUAUAUACAUUUCUACUUUGCGGUUCGGAGUACCGAUCACUUAACAAAUGCUACGUGUUUAAAAUGUUUAAAGAGUUCUUUGACUUUUUGUUAAUCGCUAAAUAAUAGUCGACUGAUAUUAAAGAAGAAUAGCGAGAAGAUGUUAAAAAACGCAGUUCAUUAUGGUUACAAUAAUAAUACUGCCUAACAGAACGAUCGAAAAAAUUCGGGAAGAAAAAUUAGUACUUUGGAUUUUGCACCAAUCUCACUUAUAAUGUCAUCCUAAGCAUAAGAAAAGAUGAUGCAUUAGUUUUGAAUUUCAGCUCAAAGUUCAUUAAAGUUGAGGACUGGAAACAUAAGACAACUUUAGUGGGUUAGUUGAUUAUGUGUGGAAAAACCAUUUCGAUUAGUGGUAUAAUAUGUUUUUAAGUAAACUUGGAUGAAUAUAGAGGUUCCAGAUACAUUUAAAAAAAUUAUGAACAGAUGCAGUUAAUUUGGAUUUUUUGUAAAUUUCACAUAAUGAAGAUUCCUUUUAUACCUUGAGCAUGAUUUAAUUUGGCAUAUUAAAUGUUUUACUUUCCUUGAUUUUGACUAAUGUUAGUGUGCAGAAACCUAUUUUUAUGCAUGAAAAAAUAUGGUAUAGAAAGUUUUAAUGAAUUACAUGCUUUCAAUUUAUCCGGAUGUAUACCAAUCUGAUCAUGAAAAUUAUUUUGGAUGAAAUAUUUGG